AAGAGGCAGGGACAACCUGUGAAAAAGAGAAACUAUUUGAGGCAGAUCAGAUGUUAAUAUACUAUUAGAGACGUUAUAAAACCUGUUCUUCGGAAUACGAGUAUCAAACGUGAGCACAUGUGAGACUUGCAGGCGAAAUUAAAGACUAUAUUGCAGACUAACAAACGAUGUCAAUAGACUCUUUCAACUUCUCGAAUUCCACGGUGUCAACAACAACAACUACAAAACCGACAGUAAUGGACCACCCGAGCAACGUGUGAAACUUAGAGCGAAAUUGAGAGUGAUUACUACAAUUGCAGACUAAGAAACGAUGUCAAUUGACUCUUUCAACUUCUCGAAUUCCACGGUGUCAACAAUAACUACAAAACCAACAACAAUAAUGGACCACCCGAGCAACGUGACGAUACAGAACGAAGAGUUUGACGAGCACGCCUUCCAAGUGUCCAUCCUGUCGGUCAUGGCCGUGGUGGGUACCGUAGGCAACAGCGUGGUCCUCGGUCUCCUACUCACCGUGUGCCGGGGGGACACCACGGCCACCCCCUUCGUCAUCAGCCUGACCGUGGCGGAUCUGGUUGUAUCCCUGGUCAUAGACUCGUUCCACAUCAAGGGGAUCCUCGAUUCGCAGUUUUUCAUCGAGCACGGGAUCGUGUGCCGCGCGGUGGGCAGCCUGUGCGUCGCCGGCUGCAUCGCCUCCCUCGCCACCGCCGCCGCCAUCAGCGUCAACCGGUACAUGUGCGUGUGCAAGCGGGCUUUACACGACGCAGUCUUCACCGACCGUGGCAACGCGCUCAUCGUGGCCACAGUCUGGGUGUACGGCGCCUUGUAUGUGAUACCGCUGUGGGCAGGCUACGGCGGCGUUCGGUACGACCUCAAGACAAAGAACUGCAUGUACGACAGAACCAACGUCGUCUUCACCCUGAUCUUCAUCAUCGUCGGCCACCUCGUCCCGACCGUGGCCGUCUUCGCCGCCAACGCGAAACUCUUCCUCUACGUGAGGGACGUGAAGGGGAAGGUGACGUCACCAGCGGUCAGGCAGAAACUGUUUCACGAGGAAUUGAAGGUGUUCCGGUCUCUCGGCAUCCUGUGUGUGUACUUCGUGUUGAGCUGGCUGCAGUACGCUGUCAUCGUGGUGUCCGACACGGGGGACGUCUGGCCGCCCGCAGCGCACUUCCUCAGCCUGGUGAUCGCCCACACCAGCAGUAGCAUCAACGCCGUCCUGUUCGCGGCGACCAACGGUAACAUGAAGAGGAAGGUGAAGAAGCUGUGCGGAUUCACCAGGUGUAACCCCAAACACGGGACCAGAGUCACCACAGACCAGCUCAACACCUUCCACCUGCGCCGGAUACACGGGCAGGGGAACAGACCUUAUGGGGUGACGGUGUAA
Messenger RNA from Branchiostoma belcheri (Belcher's lancelet), 1384 nucleotides. RefSeq names its product melatonin receptor type 1B-like. Gene Ontology annotation, cellular component: membrane. The record is from RefSeq and is a predicted model, not a curated record. Gene Ontology annotation, molecular function: G protein-coupled receptor activity. The coding region runs from base 311 to 1384 and encodes 357 amino acids. The transcript has 4 exons. NCBI's taxonomy places the organism in Eukaryota, Metazoa, Chordata, Leptocardii, Amphioxiformes, Branchiostomatidae. Gene Ontology annotation, biological process: G protein-coupled receptor signaling pathway.